GGGGCGCGGCCGGGCGGCGGAAGGCAGCGGCGCUUCCGAGGCGGGGCUGGGCAGCCGCGUGCGGCCAUGGUGAGGCGGCGGCAGGAGGAGGAGAAGGAGAAGGAAGAGGAGGAGGAGGUGGUGGCGGCGGCGGUGCCCUCCCCGGCGGCGGUGCCCUCCCCGGCGGCGGUGCCCUCCCCGGCGGCCUCCGAUGGCGAGGAUGCCCCCGAGGAGCUGUCUUUCGGCGCGGCGGCGGCGGCGGCCGAGAGCGAGCGGCAGCUGGCCGGGGAGGCGGCGCGCAGGCACCGGGAGCUGCUGAAGGAGAAGCGGCGGCGGCGGCAGGAGCUGUUCGUGGAGCAGAAGAGGAGGAAGCUGCUGCCCGAGGCGCUGCUGCAGGAGCUGGCCGCAGGACGACCGGAGAAGCCCGCUGCAGCUGAGCGAGACAAGCAGCCUGGCAGUAGGUCUGAGAAGCAGAGCGAAGGCCGUGUGCUCAAACAGGCGAAGCAGGACAAAGCCAGGGGUGCCAGGUCAAAAGGAAACUACACAGCUAUGCACUUAAAAGAUCAGAGCUUAACAGGGCUCCACCAACAAACAGCCAAAGACUUCGUGUACAGCCAUCUCUACGGCCCAGGCACCAACCGAACAAGUGCAAAUGAAUUUUUUUCCCUUGCAAACAAGAAAGAUCCAGUUAAAAAAGCUGCAGUUCAGUUUGUGGACAAAUCUUGGGGGCUAGAAAAAAAGCAAAAAGCAACCAAGUUUAAGAAACACUGGAUUUCAAGGAAGAUGUAAAGUACAGCAUGAAGACAUGCCAUCAAGGACUAGGGCUAAAGAUUCUCACCACCUGUAUAUGUAACAGCUGUUGUUUUUCUGCCCCCUUCUCCAUCACCACUGCUCUUUCAGCAGGUACUGAUCUUUACCGAGCUGUGUCCCCAUUGCCCUGUGUUCUUUACCUCCCCCUUUCAGAACUUAGUGGGGGCAGCUAAUGAAGCGCUGAGUCACAGCAGGGACAGGGUGACCUUCAGGGGCUGCUAGAGCUGGACUCCAUUUCAUGAGAGAAUAAAGACAAAUGACUUUGUACUUAC
Messenger RNA from Anas platyrhynchos (mallard), 1061 nucleotides. It is a transcript of the gene NOL7, whose product is annotated as nucleolar protein 7. Gene Ontology annotation, cellular component: nucleus; nucleolus. Gene Ontology annotation, molecular function: RNA binding. The record is from RefSeq and is a predicted model, not a curated record. NCBI's taxonomy places the organism in Eukaryota, Metazoa, Chordata, Aves, Anseriformes, Anatidae.